CCAUGGCAGCUGCGCUACCGCCCCAGACGCGUCCCGGGUUAAAUCCCCGCCGGCGCCGGAGCCGGAGGAGUUCUUGCUCCGCCUGGGCGCGGAACCAGGCGGGAUGAUGCGGCCGCGCCGCGAGUUCGACCCGAGCUCCGUGUGGGCGCAGCGCCUGCGGCAGCUGGAGCAGCGGUUGCGCACCAAAGAAGAAAGAAUAGUUGUCCUGGAAACUGAAAAUGCUGUUCUUCAUCUAAAACUUGCAGAGUAUCAAGGGUUGGCUGGAAGAAGCACUAAUGAAGUAUUGCAGCUCUAUGCUGCUCAUGGCCAACAGAUGGAAUUUCAGAAGAGUUCUGUUUUAACCCAGCUGCAUGGAGCAAUAAAGAGACUUAAGCAAGACCUGAAGAGCCUUCAUUCAUUUGCUCUUGAGCUUUCAAAAGGCUUUCAACUUGAAAGCAAGACUUGUCUUUACCAAGUUCUGGCAGCAGUCCAGGGGAUACAGCUGCAGAAUGAAGCAAUGCAAAUGUUUCAGAUAAAAGCUUUUGAUCUUGAGCAGUCGCUACAAGAGGUGACAGAGAAAUAUGAGAAUGAAAAGCAGAAGAGGAAGGUUCUACAUAACAGCUUAAUUGAACUGAGAGGAAAUAUCAGAGUCCACUGCAGGAUUCGACCAUUGCUACCUUUUGAUGAUGGUGCUGGACCUUCACAAGACAGGCAAAUAAACUUUUCAGAAAAAGUGGCAUAUGCAGCUGAUGAUGAAACUGUCCUUGUCAAGUGUAGUCGUCCUGGCCAUGUCUCAGUAAACAAGACUUUUCAGUUUGAGAGGUCAGCUACCGAAGCCUGGUCCUGCCAUAGCUGUACUGACCCCAGCUGUAGAUGUGCUUGGAAGAAAUGGCCUCAAGCUGAACUAGGGCUUAGAGUUUACAAUGAACUGGAGUCUCAAGAUGCAGUAUUUGCAGAUGUGUCCCCUUUGCUAACAUCUCUCCUGGAUGGGUACAAUGUGUGUAUCAUGGCUUAUGGGCAAACUGGAAGUGGGAAGACAUACACAAUGCUGGGACCACAGUUAGAGGGGAACUUAGCAUUCGCCAUAGAAGAGGAAUCAGAACUUGGAAUUAUUCCUCGAGCUACGCAAGAAGUGUUCAGGCUCAUUUCAGAAAAGCCACCAGGAAGUUGCUGGGUUGAGGUUUCUGUUGUAGAAGUGUAUAAUAAUGAAAUUUUUGAUCUUCUGGCCAAAGACAGUUGUGGAAAACUGUUUGGCGUCAAGCGUGAUGUUGUCACAACCAGAGAAGGGAAGAGUGAUGUGCCAUUGCUGACACAUGAGACAGUUGAAAAUGCAUCUGAAUUUUUGCAUCUAGUCAACAAAGGCCUACAGCUGAGAGUCACACACCCAACACUGGUGCAUGCUCAUUCCUCUCGUUCUCAUCUGGUAGUGACAUUGACCAUAACCACAGUUGUCUUUGGAGAUAACUUUGGUACUUUAUGGGAAGAUGAACAAACCAGUCAGAGACUAAAUAAAGAGGCUUCCUUCACCUUUCCACAAAAAAUGAAAGACAAUAAAUCCACCUCUUCUUCCAGAGCCUCUUCACCGGUGCAGCUUGAAGCAACUGAGAAAAUGAAGCAAGUCAAAACGAGACUGCAGCUGGUGGACCUGGCUGGGAGCGAGUGUGUCGGUAUGUCUGGAGUGACAGGAGCAGCACUGAGAGAGACUUCCUUCAUUAACCGCAGCCUGUCCGCCCUGGCCGACGUUCUGGGAGCAAUAGCAGAGCAGCGAGCUCACGUCCCAUAUCGGAACAGCAAACUUACACAUCUGCUUCAGGACUCUGUGGGAGGUGAUGCUAAACUGUUGGUGAUGCUGUGCAUCUCUCCUGGCCAAAAGUACUUAACAGAAUCAAUGCAGUCUCUGGGAUUUGGAACUCGUGCUCGGCAAGUUCAGAGAGGACAAGUCAAGAAAAAAAAUUUCCCAGUGCUGAGUAGAGGAAAAUAAAACCUAAGACUCCGGUGGAUUAAAGUAUCAUUAAUGAGUUCCUCAGACUGAAAUGUAUAUUUUUGUCCUUAAGCCAUUCUUUUAGAUAUCAACUGCCAGCUGAAAUAAACAAUCCUCAACAUGGCAUUAAUAAGCAAUAAACCUGCUAAUGAUGUUCUUACUCCAAAGAUAACAGCAAGUAUUAACGACAGCUACCAUGGUGGAAUGGUAGAGAAAUAAACUGGCUUUAAAGAUG
Messenger RNA from Passer montanus (Eurasian tree sparrow), 2195 nucleotides. It is a transcript of the gene KIF25, whose product is annotated as kinesin family member 25. The record is from RefSeq and is a predicted model, not a curated record. The coding region runs from base 104 to 1960 and encodes 618 amino acids. Gene Ontology annotation, biological process: microtubule-based movement. Lineage: Eukaryota; Metazoa; Chordata; Aves; Passeriformes; Passeridae. Gene Ontology annotation, molecular function: ATP binding; microtubule binding; microtubule motor activity. The transcript has 16 exons.